Drosophila serrata is the source of this 1720-nucleotide messenger RNA. Its product is annotated as TWiK family of potassium channels protein 18. Gene Ontology annotation, biological process: potassium ion transmembrane transport; stabilization of membrane potential. Lineage: Eukaryota; Metazoa; Arthropoda; Insecta; Diptera; Drosophilidae. Gene Ontology annotation, cellular component: plasma membrane. Gene Ontology annotation, molecular function: outward rectifier potassium channel activity; potassium ion leak channel activity. The record is from RefSeq and is a predicted model, not a curated record.
AACAUCGUGCGUCUGGGCUUUGGAAAAUGUGCCGUGCAAAGGCGUUCGUUUAUUUUUAGCCAACGUGCCGAUAUUUCCACACUCCCAGUGCUCCAAAUUGGACCGACAAUCGACAACUGCCAAAUUAAUUGCAGAUGAAAGGCAUCGUUUGCCCGUGUGGCUUCAGGGAAGAGUUCCAGAGACCUUCAGCAUCCGUGGAAUCGAUUAUAUAACCCAGGAACGAUUAACGAUAAUGCCCAGUAAAUUUCAGAGGAAAAGCUCCCCAGCCACAGGAGGAGGUGGAGGUGUAGCAGUGGGAGUGGGAGGGGCGUCCUCCGUUUCCUCCACGCCCAGCAAUCAGCCAAGGAAGCGGGUGAAACGAUGCUGCCGGAACUUCGUCACCUUUAUGUGCACACAGGUGGGCGUGGGCGCCCUCAUUGUGUUCUACGCCAUCUGCGGCGCCUUCGCAUUUAUGCACAUAGAGCGGCAGUUCGUGGACGAGACCGCCGGCCAUGUGAUUGAGCUACGCCAAGACUGCUCUCAACAGCUAUGGCGGAUCACGGAGGAGCACAACGUCGUUGAUCGCCUACGCUGGACCGAGGCGACAAAUGCCGUGCUGCAGGACUACCAGGUCAAGAUAGCUGGCGUCAUCAAGCACGGAUAUGUGGGCCGGAGUCCUGAGCAGAUCUGGAGCUUCCCGGCCGCCUUGAUGUUUUGCCUUUCGGUGAUAACCAUGAUCGGUUACGGGAAUAUGGUGCCCCGAACGCCGUGGGGCAAGGGAUUGACCGUGAUCUAUGCCACCUUUGGCAUACCCUUGUACAUUCUGUACUUUCUGAGCAUGGGACGGGUGCUGGCGCGCUCCUUCAAGUUCCUCUACCGCUCCAUGCACGACUGCACCCAGGAGCAUCCAGGUCUGGAUCGCCUGGAUGCUCUAGAGGGUGGUGUUAACCUGCCCCGCAAGAAGGUUAUUGUGCCCUCGACGGCCUGUCUGUGGGUUAUUUUCUUCUACGUACUCACCGGCACCGUCAUGUUCGCCAACUGGGAGAAAUGGAGCUUCCUGAACAGCUUCUACUUUUGCAUGACGUCGCUGUGCAAGAUCGGUUUCGGUGACUUUGUCCCGGGAGCCUCGCUUACCACCGCAGCCGACGUCAACGCCGCCACGCACAAGUUGCAGGAGGACAUAGGCGCUGAUCCGGAAGAGUUGGCCCAGCUGCAGUCCGUGGCCGCCGAUCAGCACUCGAAGCUGGCCAUCAACUUUGUGUACAUGCUGCUGGGCAUGGGCCUGGUGGCUAUGUGUCGCAACCUGAUGCGCGAGGAGGUCCGGAUGAAGAUGCGCGAGAUGCGUGAGGACGCCAAGCUGUGCAUGGAGGACACGAGGCUGCGUUUUGUCGGUUGCUGCGGGAAUCCCCGGGAUGCCUACGAAAGCGAUUACUAUUAGGGUCACUACGAGGAGUAGGCGGAUGUUAAGUUUGAUGUUUUUGGAUAAACAAUCCGCUAUUCACGUUAAGUUUUUUAACUUGACUAUCAGGACCUUUUUGUUGGCUUUAGAUUAUGUAUCUUAUUUAGGAGAACUACGAAUUUAGUAACGAUAGGGCUUUAUACAAUCUGUUAGAUAUAAAAUGUGUAUGAGUGCAAAGUGUGUUAAAUGUGUCUUACUGUGUGAACACAUCCCCAACGGCAUCAAAUGUAAUCCAAUCCGAUCCUGCAGCUCACCAUUGAUCAAUUCCUGCAACUGCAAGAG